AUGGCAACUCAUCUUGCUGCUGUUGCUCCGGCAAUGGGUGCACCUUUCGAGAUACAAUCCCGCCCUACACCGAAACCUGGCCCAGGCGAUGUCCUCGUCCAGGUCAAGUCUGUAGCCCUGAAUCCAGCGGAUCACAUCAUGCGUGAUUUGGGCAUUCACAUCCCCGAGUUCCCCGCAAUCAUCGGCUUCGACAUAUCAGGCGUGAUUCUCGAAGUUGGUGAGAAUGUGCCCAGUGCGAACGAUCAAGGCUCGGGUCCAGCCUAUCAACCAGGCACUCGUGUUGCGGCCUAUGCCGCAGCUGCGUUCAAGUCUUGCGACCCUGACUACGGGGCUUUCCAGGAGAAGGUCCUCGUUCCUUGGGAGCACGUUGCGCCUAUACCGGCCGAAGGUAUCUCGUGGAAUGAAGCUGCAACUCUGCCAGUUGCCAUCCAGGUGCCAUUGAGCGUCUGGGACGCCUUGGGAAUUCCACGGAGCGGCGGUGGCGGUGGCGUGUCCUCCAGUAAGAAGCCGAAGAAAGAAGCUCUGUUGAUCUGGGGCGCUUCCUCGUCGGUCGGCACUGGGGGAGUGCAGAGUGCGAAGCUGAUGAAAGAAGACGGCGACUCUCCUUUCGCAGCUGUCUACGCGACGGCUGGAGCGGCGAAUCAGAAGUACAUCAAUUCGCUGGGCGCAGAUCGCGUCUUCGAUUACAAAGACCCCAAUGUGGUGGACUCUAUCAUUUCAGCGGCCAAAGAGGACGGCGUCAUCAUUCGAUAUUGCUACCUCGCUAUGGGUCAGCUCGCGCAGUGUCAGGCUGUCCUGAAAGCCUUCGCUGGAGAUUCUCAUGAAAAGGCGAAGAUCGGCUCCGCACCACCGCUUCCUGAAGACGCAGAGGCAGUAGACGGGGUCGAAGCUAUGUUUGUGAUACCGGCCAUGGAAGACGAAGAGCAGCGACUGGCUCAGUUCAGAUAUUGGAUUGCGACAUGGCUGAGGGAGAAGCUGGCCAGUGGCCAGAUCAAGCCAAGUCCGGAGCCGACAGUGGUUGGCAGGGGGCUGGACAAGAUCAAUACUGGUUUGAGUCAACUGCAAAAGGGAGUGAGCUGUACCAAGUUGGUGAUCGAGGUGGGAGAGUGA
Molecule: messenger RNA, 1110 nt
Organism: Zasmidium cellare ATCC 36951
Lineage: Eukaryota; Fungi; Ascomycota; Dothideomycetes; Mycosphaerellales; Mycosphaerellaceae
Exons: 1
Coding region: 1-1110 (369 amino acids)
Molecular function (GO): oxidoreductase activity, acting on NAD(P)H
Source: RefSeq, a predicted model, not a curated record